Molecule: messenger RNA, 2306 nt
Organism: Ficedula albicollis (Collared flycatcher)
Lineage: Eukaryota; Metazoa; Chordata; Aves; Passeriformes; Muscicapidae
Exons: 13
Coding region: 84-2291 (735 amino acids)
Biological process (GO): intracellular calcium ion homeostasis; calcium ion transport
Cellular component (GO): calcium channel complex; sarcoplasmic reticulum membrane; sarcolemma
Molecular function (GO): protein binding; ryanodine-sensitive calcium-release channel activity
Source: RefSeq, a predicted model, not a curated record
GCCCCUGUACUGGGAACCAGCAGAGCCUGGCCCACAGCCGCCUCUGGGACGCCGUGGUCGGGUUCCUGCACGUGUUCGCUCACAUGAUGAAGAAACUGGCGCAGGACUCGUCGCAGCUGGGGCUGCUCAAGGAGCUGCUGGACCUGCAGAAGGACAUGGUGGUGAUGCUGCUGUCCCUGCUGGAAGGGAACGUGGUGAACGGCACCAUCGCCCGGCAGAUGGUGGACAUGCUGGUGGAGUCCUCCAGCAACGUCACCAUGAUCCUCAAGUUCUUCGACAUGUUCCUCAAGCUGCGCGACAUCGUCUCGUCCGACGCCUUCCGCCACUUCGUCACCGACCCGCGCGGGCUCAUCUCCAAGAAGGAUUUCCAGAAGGCCAUGGACAGCCAGAAGCAGUACGAGCCCGAGGAGAUCCAGUUCCUGCUCUCGUGCUCCGAGGCCGACGAGAACGAGAUGAUCGACGUGGAGAGCUUCGCCCAGCGCUUCCAGGAGCCGGCGCGCGACAUCGGCUUCAACGUGGCCGUGCUGCUGACCAACCUGUCGGAGCACGUGCCGCACGACCAGCGCCUCAAGACCUUCCUGGAGCAGGCCGAGAGCAUCCUGGACUAUUUCCGGCCCUUCCUGGGGCGCAUCGAGAUCAUGGGGGCGGCGCGGCGCAUCGAGCGCAUCUACUUCGAGAUCAGCGGCGCCAACAAGGCGCAGUGGGAGAUGCCGCAGGUCAAGGAGUCCAAGCGCCAGUUCAUCUUCGACGUGGUGAACGAGGGGGGGGAGGCGGAGAAGAUGGAGCUGUUCGUGAACUUCUGCGAGGACACCAUCUUCGAGAUGCAGAUCGCCUCGCGCAUCUCCGAGGAGGAGGCGCCGCGCGACGAGGAGGAGGAGGAGGAGGAGGACAGGGAGGAAGAGGAGGCGGCGGAGGCGGCGCCGGUUUCGGCGCUGCCGGGUUUCGGGGCGCUCAGGAGGGUUUUGGGCUCGCCCCAAACGUGGAGGAGGAGGAUGAGGAGGAUGAGGAAGAAGUCGGGGCGGGAGCUGGCGUGGGAGGCGGGGAGCACGGGCUACAUGGGGCCGGCCCUGCGGGGGCUGGCGCUGGCCCACACGCUGGUGGCCUUCCUGUGCAUCAUCGGCUACAACUGCCUCAAGACCUCGCUGUGCCCCCCAGAGUCGCAGCUGCGGGUGUGGAUGAGCAAAUACGGCUGGACAGAGCCCGAGCCGGGGCGGAUCCUCAUCUCCAACCAGGAGGAGAACAUCAAACCCAAGAACAUCGUGGAGAAAAUCGACUUCGACAUGCCGGUGUUGUUGGUGUUUGUUGCCAUCACUGCUGUUGGUGGUGCCGGUGUUGUUGGUGUUGCCAGUGCUUGUCGGCAUUACCGGUGUUUGUCGGUGGUGCCGGUGUUGGCGUUGCUGGAGUUGACGUUACCGGUGUAUUUUGCCGUUGCCAAUGGUGUUGCCAUUGCCGUCCCGGCUGACGCUGCCCCCCCGCUGUGCCCGCAGACCUUCACGGCCUGGUGCAACUCCCACCUGCGCAAGGCGGGCACGCAGAUCGAGAACAUCGACGAGGAUUUCCGCGACGGCCUCAAGCUCAUGCUGCUGCUCGAGGUCAUCUCAGUCCUGGAGGGUUUAGGGGGUGUUGGUGGGGGCAGGGGAUUGGAGAAGGGAAAAAUAGUGGGGGAAGAUUGUGGAGUAGGGAGAGAAAAGAUCUGGAAAAGGGGGAGGAAAAAGGAUCCCCCCGGGGCCGGGGCUGUUCCCCAUUCAGGAUCCCCCUUCAGGAUCCCCCCAGGAUCCCCCCGGGAUCCCCCCCAGAUCCCCCUGGGGCCGUGGCUGUUCCCCAUUCAGGAUCCCCCCAGGAUCCCCCCCCAGCAUCUCCUCCCAGUAUCUCAGCCGUUCCCUGCAGGAUCCCUGUGGGAUUGGGGCCAUUCAGGAUCCCCCCAGUUCCCCCCGGGGCCAUUCCCCAUUCAGGAUCCCCCCAGUUCCCCCUGGGAGACCUCGGCCAAGGAGGGGCUCCUGCUCUGGUGCCAGCGGAAAACGGCUCCCUACAAGAACGUCAACGUCCAGAACUUCCACAUCAGCUGGAAGGACGGGCUGGCCUUCAACGCCCUCAUCCACCGGCACCGCCCGGAGCUGAUCGAGUACGACAAACUCCGCAAGGACGAUCCAGUCACCAACCUCAACAACGCCUUCGAGGUGGCUGAGAAGUACCUGGACAUUCCCAAGAUGCUGGAUGCCGAGGGUAAGGCUGCAAUUCCUGCGGGAAUUCCCGGGGUCUCUUCCAGGAUUUCCUCGGAGCUGCUGCUUUAACCUGGAGAUUUUCCU